CCUCCUCACACCGGGGCCUCUCGAGGGGUAACUCGGCACUUUCUUGAAUUCAAUGGCAGUUGCGAAUCGAAUAACCGGAGGGAGAGUCCGAGUCCCCUCUCCCCAGAUCUGAAGCCCCGCCUCGAAAGUUCUCUCCAUUUCCGAAAACACGGUCUAUCUCCUCUCCUGUUGUCGAUCGCUCGAUCGCUCGCUCGCCCAUCGGUUCUUGGAGAGAUGAUGAAGUUCUUCGAUAACUUGCCGCCCAUGGAUCACCUGCGAUCCGAGAAGAUGAGCUUCGUCCAGCUCAUAAUCCCCGUCGAGUCCGCCCACCGGGCGAUCACCUACCUCGGCGAGCUCGGCAUGCUUCAAUUCAGAGAUUUAAAUGAUGAUAAGAGCCCCUUUCAGCGAACUUUUGUCAAUCAGGUGAAGCGAUGUGGGGAGAUGUCACGUAAAUUGAGAUUUUUCAGCGAUCAGAUUAGCAAGGCCGGCAUCACAUCUUCUGCUUGUCCUGCUUUGCAACCUAUUAGCUUGGAGGAGCUAGAGGUGCAAUUGGCCGAACAUGAGGCUGAACUUCUUGAAAUGAAUAUGAAUAAUGAGCAAUUGCGACAGGCAUAUAAUGAGCUUCUUGAAUUUAAGUUAGUUUUGUUAAAGGCAGGUAGCUUCCUUGGGUCCAGUCAAAAUCAUGAAAUUCCAGCUGAGAGAGAAUUAGAUGAAAAUGUAUAUUCUAAGGAGAAAGAUCAGGAGAGCCUAUCCUUAUUUGAUCAGGAAACACUGUCUGAGAUGUCAAACAAGGCUGGUUUGAGAUUCAUCAGUGGGAUUAUAUGUAAAUGGAAAGCGCUAAGAUUUGAAAGGUUGCUCUUCCGAACUACAAGGGGAAAUAUGUUUUUUAAUCAAGCACCUGCGGAGGAACAUGUCAUGGAUCCAGUAUCAGGAGAAAUGGUAGAAAAAAUAGUCUUUGUAGUUUUCUUUUCUGGGGAGCAGGCUAAAACAAAAAUAAUUAAAAUUUGUGAAGCUUUUGGAGCAAAUUGCUAUCCUGUUCCUGAGGACACUAAUAAGCAGAGUCAAAUGACUCGUGAGGUGUCAUCACGUCUCUCUGAAUUAGAAGCCACUCUGGAUGCUGGAAUCCAUCAUAGAAAUAGUGCUCUAGCUUCGAUUGGGUCUCAACUGUGGAGGUGGACUAUCAUGGUAAGGAAGGAGAAAGCUGUAUAUGAUACGUUAAAUAUGCUCAAUUUCGAUGUGACAAAAAAAUGCCUUGUUGGUGAAGGCUGGUGCCCUAUAUUUGCAAAACCUCAGAUCAAAGAUGCCUUGCAGCGUGCAACAAUUGACAGCAAUUCACAAGCGGGGAUAAUAUUUCAUGUGAUGCAUGCUAUUGAAUCACCGCCUACAUAUUUCAGAACUAACCGAUUUACUCAUGCAUUUCAGGAAAUUAUUGAUGCAUAUGGUGUUGCUAGAUAUCAAGAAGCAAAUCCUGCUGUGUACUCUGUCAUUACAUUUCCUUUUCUUUUUGCUGUGAUGUUUGGAGACUGGGGCCAUGGUAUAUGUUUAUUGUUGGGAUCGUUAUUGCUUAUUAUUCGUGAGAAAAGGCUUGGUUCUCAGAAACUUGGCAGCUUCAUGGGGAUGGCGUUUGGAGGGCGCUAUGUACUCCUUUUGAUGGCAUUGUUCUCUAUCUAUUGUGGAUUAAUAUAUAAUGAAUUUUUUUCAGUCCCAUUUCACAUCUUUGGUGAAUCUGCUUAUAAAUGUCGGGAGAUCAGUUGCAGUGAUGCACGCACUACUGGUCUUGUAAAGUACCAUGAUCCAUACCCAUUUGGGGUGGAUCCAAGAUGGCGUGGGAGUCUUUCUGAGCUACCGUUUCUGAACUCCCUCAAAAUGAAGAUGUCUAUAUUGUUUGGUGUGUCUCAGAUGAAUUUAGGUAUCAUACUAGGUUACUUUAAUGCAAAGUUCCGUGGAAGCUCCCUUGAUAUUAGGUAUCAGUUUAUGCCGCAGAUGAUCUUUCUCAACAGUCUUUUUGGUUAUCUUUCACUCCUCAUUCUCAUCAAGUGGUGCACAGGCUCUCAAGCUGAUUUAUAUCAUGUGAUGAUUUAUAUGUUCCUGGACCCAACCAGUGACCUUGGUGAAAAUCAGUUGUUUUGGGGUCAGAAACCACUGCAGAUUUUGUUAUUGCUUCUGGCUAUUGUGGCAGUUCCUUGGAUGCUCUUUCCAAAGCCUUUCAUCCUAAGAAAGCUCAAUAUGGAGAGAUUUCAAGGUCGUACCUAUGGCAUCCUUGGGACAUCUGAAAUGGAUUUUGAUCUUGAACCUGAUUCUGGAAGACAACACCUUGAUGAUUUUAAUUUCGGUGAGGUAUUUGUGCAUCAGAUGAUACAUUCCAUUGAGUUCGUUCUUGGUGCAGUCUCAAACACUGCAUCAUAUCUUCGUCUUUGGGCUUUGAGCUUGGCGCAUUCAGAGCUGUCAACCGUUUUCUAUGAGAAAAUACUACUCCUAGCCUGGGGGUAUGACAACCCUAUCAUUCGGAUAGCUGGGCUUGCAGUUUUUGCCUUUGCAACAGCAUUCAUAUUGCUGAUGAUGGAGACGUUAAGUGCCUUUCUUCAUGCUCUGCGUCUCCAUUGGGUUGAAUUUAUGAACAAGUUCUACCAUGGUGAUGGUUAUAAGUUCAGACCCUUUUCAUUUGCCUCCCUAGCAGAUGAGGAAGACUGAUCGGUGGCAUUCCUUCAGAAACUUUGAUUCUUAUUGAUGGGAAGUAUGCGAAAGAUAAAAGAAUAAACAGGUGAAAGAUAGAAAUCAUUACUUUGCUGCACCAUGAUCAGAUGAGAGCUAUAUAUGUAGUCGUGGAUCCAAGUGCAGCAUUUGCACUUUAAUUAACAGUGCAAAAACUCUUCUUCAUUCGCCUCCUAGCUGUCAGUGCGGAGAAAACAAGCAACUGAGAGAUAUUUUGUAAAGUUACAGUAAGAUAAUUACUUCUUAGAACAGACUGGUGCUUGGCAAUACAGUUGAACUUCUGAAAGUCAUAUGUCAUCUAGGGGAAGCAGAUUCUAAUUUUUUAACUCCAAUAUAAAUGUAGAUUUUUUCCAUAAAACAGAUCCUUCCCCUUCAUGCUUUUUGUAUGUCAACUUACUUUUUAAUUCUCCAUUUGAAGGAAAAGCUUUCUUUUGAUAAGGCACUGUUGACCGUUUAGAGUUGGCUUUCAUCCAGCCUUGUAUCACUAUGUUGCUUUUGAAAUCCGUGUAAUCUGUAUGGAUGCGAACUUUUGAAAUUGCUGUAGAGAAUGCUUUUCCCCCUCUUCUAGAAGAUGUAUUCAGGGUAUCAUGGUGGACUUUGAUGAAAUGAAACUUGCUUGCUGCUA
Molecule: messenger RNA, 3316 nt
Organism: Phoenix dactylifera (date palm)
Lineage: Eukaryota; Viridiplantae; Streptophyta; Magnoliopsida; Arecales; Arecaceae
Product: V-type proton ATPase subunit a1-like
Biological process (GO): vacuolar acidification; proton transmembrane transport
Cellular component (GO): vacuolar proton-transporting V-type ATPase, V0 domain; vacuolar proton-transporting V-type ATPase complex
Molecular function (GO): ATPase binding; proton-transporting ATPase activity, rotational mechanism
Source: RefSeq, a predicted model, not a curated record